This is a messenger RNA of Pyricularia oryzae 70-15, 1410 nucleotides long. RefSeq lists its product as uncharacterized. The coding region runs from base 1 to 1410 and encodes 469 amino acids. The record is from RefSeq and is a predicted model, not a curated record. Lineage: Eukaryota; Fungi; Ascomycota; Sordariomycetes; Magnaporthales; Pyriculariaceae. The transcript is spliced from 6 exons.
AUGUCAUGUGCUAGGGACAGAGACAUGGUGAACCGGAUCCCGGAGACAGAUUCCGAGUGCCCGGCUACGACCCACACCCGACCUCAGACCUCUCCCACUCGGGACUCUGGACAAGUGAAUAGGAAUGGGACACAAAACAGGUCUCUAGUAUUCCUUUUGGCCUACAAGUUCUGCGUAAUUCUGUCGUCCAUAUCGGACAACAAGAGACGCUGUGAAACGAUGAACGAGAAGAGCAUCGCACCCGAUGCCACCAUCAGGCUGGCGAACCAGUUGAAGGGCCAAACGCUGGUGGUGCCCAACCUCCUCAAGGAGCACAUGGCCUCCUGGCCACAGGGAUUAAUAAACGAACACUACGAAAGACUACAGCACACCUACAGAACCGAAGCUGAUAAACGGCCAUAUGCCGGUCUCGUCAGUCACGUACACGACCUGAAAUACCGCCAGAAGCUCAAGGACAGCGACUUUGCCAUGUUCACCUCAAUAUGGUGGCCGACGGCAAAAUGGGAAAAUCUCUACAUCGGCGGCCUUCUGACCAUCUGGGCUUUCAUCUGGGAUGAUACCAUUGACAUGGCAGAACAGUCCCUUUCGGCGGAUUUCGGCCGUGCCUGUGCCCACCGCCGCCAGACCAUAGACUACAUUCGUUACCACCUCGACGUCGAGGAUGGCGACGACCUCGACUCUCAGAGCUUUUGGCAGCCGCGGGCUGUCGUCGGGAGACUUGCCAAAACUGUGAUUGACUGGCUCGGGUUCCGAGCCCUUCCGCCACCCUGCCCUGCCGGUGGUUGCGACAUCUUUCGCGAACUGGGAGAGAGACUGUGUGCGAGAUGGGACAAGGCAAAGAGGCAGCGGAUAUUCCGGGAACUGCGCAACUACAUCAUGUCGACUGAGCAGGAGCAACGAGAAAGACUCGAGGGCAUCAUGCCAACACUCGAGUCCUAUGUCGAGCAGCGCUUAUACACGACAGCGUUUCGAAAUUUUGCAAUCGUUGGCUCUCUAUGCGUUGAAACGGACAUCCCUGCCGACAUAUUCAACUCCCCAGAGAUGGAGGUGGUACUCCAAGAGGGCAACUGGAUCAUCAUCAUCGUGAACGAUCUACUAUCUCUGAAGAAAGAAAUGGCAACGAACUGCAUGGGCAGCUUGAUCCCGGUCCUGUACAACCACCAUUACCAUCGCCUCAGCCAGCAGCAAAAAGAAGAUCCCAAUCUGCUGGACAAGAUCGUGUCCAAGUUGAAUGCCGAGCUCGCCGCGUCUGUCAUGCGUCUGGACCGGGCAGAGCAGAGUUUGCUGCAGAUAGUGGAGAGUGGCAGCAACAAGAGGACUCCUGGCGAGGUUGUCAAGUUGAGACAGGACAUCAAGACCUAUGUGGACAUGAUCCGACGAACCGACACCGGGACCUGGGAAUACUCGUGA